AUGCUCAACCGUCCCCCCGCCUUAGCGACUUCCGCGGGGGGAGCUUCCGCCAGCGCAGCCCAUCGGCGGAAGCGGUCCAUAAACAGAAAGGGCACCGGAACGCUGUCUCUUCCCCUCCUCUCCCCUUCCGCCGCGUCGUUCGGCGCUCUCCCCGGCGCGGCUUCCCCCGCGGGCGGCGCAGCGGCUUUCGCUCAAGGCUCGCCGAUGGCGGGAGGAGGAUCGGGUAACCCGAUGACCCCCAUGUCGCCCAUGUUCUACUCGUCGCUGCUGCCGCCUGCGUCUCCGUCCGUGCUGCACCUGGCGCUGCAGAUCGACCUGCCGCGAGACCACGUGGAUGCCUUGAAGGCCGUGCUCCAGGUCAUCGGCAACUUUGCCAACGCGGGCGAGCUCCACCAGACGGCCGUGUGGGAUCGCUGCUUUCCCGGCACCUUCUCCCGCCUCGCCACUGUGCGCUCACCCACGGUGCAGCGGCCGCUCUGCAUGGUGCUCUUCACGUGCUGCCGCGCCGUGCCCAAGCACGUCGACGGGCUCGGGGGAUCGAUGGACGGCGUCGCGCUGCUGGCGGGCGCGCUCAGGGCGCAGGGGGAGGCGCUCGUUGCGCGCGCGGAGGGGCGGGAUGGCGACAGCGGCGGGGAUGUUUUCUCAGUUCUCUCUCCCGUUAUUUCUCAACCCUUGCCUCUGCUCGCCCCUGUUGGUUAUGCACACCCGUCUUCUCCUGUUCCUGCUUGUACAAAUCCUUUGUCCGACUUGCGUACUCAUUACCUCCCUCGUUUCUUUCUUCCCGUCCUUGUCACUGCUCGCGCCUCUUGCUCAGCUCUCCCGGGCGCUGCUUCCAACGGAAUGGACGAGUGGCUGGGUCUGCUAGUCGAGAGGCUCUGCCUGCGCGCGCGGUACUUCGAGCCGGUCUUCAAGAACCUUCCCAACUUCUCGCCGCGCCCUGCCCUCGGGCAGGUCCGAGGGCUUUUCUGCCCGGAACAAGCGGCCCUGCUGUGGGUCCUAUGGGGCGCUCUACACGCCACUGCAAAAGCACGGGGGAUCCCAGGCAUCGACCUGCCUUCUGCUUCUAACGAGGAUGAUGGGAACUCGAGGGGCGAUGAGACAUCAAGCGAUGAGACGUCAAAGAAGGCUGCAGCACCUGGGUCGAGGUGGCAGGUGCAUGGCUUUCCUGACAUUGGACCAGGGACUCUCAAGUUCCUCCUCACAGCAUGCAGAAAUGCUGCGGCGGGUUUGGGCAAGGCUCGGGAGGAGGCAGGCAGCAAGGGGCUGUCACACGGGUCGGCACCUACCUCUUCUUCCUCCUCCACCUCUACGUCCUUCACGUGUUUGCAACUGGUGCUCUGCUUCUCCCUCCGCUGCCUCCGCGUUCUCGCUGCCCAAGAGCCCUCCACCACCUCCCAUCCAGCUCCCACUGCUCAGGACUCCUCAUCCACGUCCCGACCCAAUGCUGCUGAUGCCACAUCUGGAGCUGCCUCAGCAGCAGCAGGACAGACCACGGAUUCGAAAUCAACGGCUGAGGAUGCGUUUGUUGCGAUCGGAGGGUCCGAGAUCAUCCCGCUGCUGCUGGAUCUCCUCCAGGGGCUGAGUGUGAGUGUGCCUGGAGGUCCAAGCGGUCAGGGCAAGGAGGAAGCAUAUCCAGAAUAUCGAUCUGAUUUGAUAUCGGUGCUUGCAAACGCAUGUCACCGCCGGCCCGUGUAUCAAGAUGCCGUCAGAAUGUAUAAAUGUACAGGGGGGGUAACAGAUGGGGAUGUAUCUGGCCUUGUGCUGGUUCUGCGACAGAUCACGGCAGAGUCUGGUGGGGUCAGUGACGGUACUAAGGAAUGGGUGGGGUAUGCUGUGAGGUGUGUGGUGGAAGGGAAUGAGAGCAACAGGAGAGAGCUCUCAGCAGCAGAGCAAUCAGGGACAGUUUCUACAGAGAUGUUGGGAGCAGCUGGUGUGAAGGCAAGAGUGGUGGAGCGAUGCAAGCUGAUGGUGAAGCUGGGGAAGCUGCUGUUGUCCCCGUCUUGGAAGUCCUCAGUACCCGUGGGGUCUUUAGAUCCCUCCCGAGCCUCCCGCCCUUCACAGCAGGCGCGUUUGAGUCGCACGCCAGCAGGCACACUUCCCGCCUUCCUGUGCCUCUCUUCCACCGUUUCCCCCCAUCUCGCUCCCUACCUCCCGAGCCUCCCGCCCUUCACAGCAGGUACGUUUGAGUCACACGUCAACAGGCACGCUUCCCGCAACCCCCAUUUCCCAUGGCCCAUCUCUCCCUCCCAUCAGCUACCUCCCGAGCCUCCCGCCCUUCACAGCAGGAUGCCACUCGAUCCGCCUCAGCAGCAGCAGCAGCAGCAGCAGCAGCAGCAGCAGCAGCAGCAGCAGCAGCAGCAGCAGCAGCAGCAGCAGCAGCAGCAGCAGCAGCAGCAGCAGCAGCAGCAACACCCACUACCCCGCCUAAUCUGUCGUCACAAUCAACUACUGCUGGCCUCGUACCUAUGCCUCCGCCUCUGUAGAUUCACCUUCCGCCUCCUUUCCUUCCGCCUCGUCUCCUCCCCUUAUCGCAACCCCGGCCUCCCUAUUCGACGCCAUAGCCGGGCCGCUUCGUGCGGGGUUGGAUGCGGUGCAGAGGGAGAUGCUGCAGUUUGCCGCCCAGUCGCAGCUAAGGCGGUCCACUUUGGACCGAUGCAACCUCGUUGUGCGCCUCAGGAAGCUGCCAUUCGGAUCGCUAGCAUGAGUUGUGAGAGGGAGGGGGAGGUGGGGAGGUCGGGGAAGGGGGGAGAGAGGGGGGGUAGAGAAUGGGAAGACAAGGGGGAGGAGACAGAGGAAUGA
Molecule: messenger RNA, 2799 nt
Organism: Closterium sp. Naga37s-1
Lineage: Eukaryota; Viridiplantae; Streptophyta; Zygnematophyceae; Desmidiales; Closteriaceae
Source: the annotation of a GenBank genome assembly